Dentiscutata erythropus is the source of this 1562-nucleotide messenger RNA. NCBI's taxonomy places the organism in Eukaryota, Fungi, Glomeromycota, Glomeromycetes, Diversisporales, Gigasporaceae. The record is from the annotation of a GenBank genome assembly.
GUGAACAAUCACCCGAGAUAAAAAGAAUAUAUGAAGGCAUUACAGAUAAUUAUGAUAGCGUGGAAUUGAAAAAUCUCGCACAAGAAAAGAUAACAAAUAGCAAUGUUCAACAGUUCUGGACGGACAUUACUCGUCGUGAAGAAGAUGAAAUCAGUAAUAUCAAUGUUCCUAAUCUCCUAAAUUUUGCAUCUGGCCGACUUCGUUGGGAACUUACUUCAUGCGAGGACUUGGAGCAGCUUGACGAUUUUGAGAAACUCGAAAUUUGUCCUCUCUUCGCUUCAACAUCCUUAAAUGGCUUUAAAAAAGAUUUUAUCCAACGAGAUAUUUUUGAUCCUUUUUAUUGUAUGACAAUUGACCUUUUUCAUGACUUUCAUUUGUGGCGCUGCGUACUUGGAACGAAUUUUUCCCGAAUUAACUCCGCAAAACAAUUCAAAUCAAUCACACUUCAAGACAUUUCUAAAAUUAAUUAUGAGAUACAGCAUUCUUUUGAAAAAUUCGACCCUCAAAAUAUUUCUAUUGAAAAUUUUUUAGAUCUAGAUAUUUCAAUUAAUUUACCGUUCAUUGAUUUAACUUUGGAGAGUGAAAUUAGUAACCGAGUUAAAUCAUCAAUUAAUGAAAUUUUACAAUCUUGGAUAACUGCGUGGAAAAAAGAUGAAAACCUUAAUGAGAGCGAUUAUACUCAUUUGUUCAUCAUAUCACCUUUGAACAAAUUUCUUGGGGGGUUGCUAAACUAUGUCACUUUACAUGGGCCUGAGCAUCCAACCUAUUGUUCAUAUGAACGUAAAAGUCAUUUUUUCGAAUCUUUAUUUGAGGAGAAAGAAAUAUUUGAUCUUCAAAUUUUUAAUCAGUUUUCUCCUGAAAACGGACAAUCGAGUGACGGUUCAAGAAUAACGGACGAAAUAAAGGAUACCAUUAUUGUUAAUGGUCAAAAUCCGAAAGUUUAUCGUCGAUAUUCUAAGAGUGAUUCUACUACUGUUGUUACAGAAGAUUUGAAAGCACCUGAAAAGUAUAAAAAAGGGGUCAUUACAUCGAAAAAAAAGUAUCAAGAAAGAGGAGAGAAAAAAUAUGGAUAUAUUUAUCCUAUACUUGGUGAAGUGAAGCUUCCGGGAAUUAGUGGCGCGAAUGAUUACAAAAAAAAUAUUCGAGCUCUGAAUGAUAAUUUUAAUACCAUCAUUAAACAUUAUUCAAAAAAAGUAAAGAAAAUUUCAAAGAAGCUGUGUAGUUUAUUUGAUGGUAUUAAACUGGGUGCAAUACAGGCGUCAGAAGGAGAAAUUUAUCUUCUCCAAUAUGUAAGGUUCACGAGUCAAAACUUUGGUGUUCUAAUCGAUAUUUGUUCAGCCAAGAUUCCUUCAAAGCCAGAAAUUCGGCACGCAGGCCAAAUGAUAGACUUUUUGUAUUGCGUUAAAUGCAUGGUAAAAGAAUUCAUGAAUCAGGUUAAAAAAAUCGAAGAGGAAGUUAAAAGAAUUAAUGAAUGUUCAGAUGACAGUCUUGAGGAAUUUGAUAAUUUGGGAGAAUUUUUAAAGGAUAAUAUUUUAACUACGCCUCCCUCUCCAAAGAAAUAA